AUGAUUGCUAAUAUACAAUGGCUGGCACAAAACUGGGAGAAUUUGGGUAAUAUGUUCCUCCAUCAAUUCAAAGAUCAGAAGUUUUUUCUGGCCGCUUUGAAAGGGUUCCGCAACGGCUUAGUGUGAGUACGUUGAAAGGAAUAAAACCAAUUUACAUCCUUUCUUUAGAUAUGGAGCUCGUAUCCGUGCGCCUCAUGCACUGGUUAUGGUUUUUCUGUUCGGCGAGGGAACGUUAGUUUAUUUUUGAUGUGUCCAACAAAAAACUGAAAAUUUGUGAAAGUUGAAAUUAAAUUGGUUCAGGUUCUUUGAAAAGCUGCUAACGAUUUAUCGCCUAACAAAAACACACGCAAUAAACUUGGCGAAAUUCGUUUUCUCCUACAAAUUUCUGCAGGGAUUAUUGGGAAAAAUGGAAGGUCGUUUUUUGAACUAAAGAAAAAAGAACUUUCGAUCUGGCUCAGGUGGAAGACGCGAAUGGCACUCGUUUGCUGCGGCUUUCCUCAUGGGCUAUAUGGUUUUUGGCGAGAACAAUGCUGUUAAUAUGCAGGUACAUGAAAGAAAGAAUUUAGAAACUGAAUAAAAUUGAAGAUAAACUUGUACCUUCUUUCUCGAGUCGUCGUAGGCCUCGUGAAGUUGGCCGCCGACCAACAAGUUAUUCCACAGCCCGGUGAGUUUUUCAAGAUUGGAAAAGUUUACUUUUUUCUGUUUUCUUGAUUCUACAUGACCACUUUGAGAUGUAAAAAUAAAACGUUUUGCAGAUUUCCCAGUGUUUCCUUGGUUCGCAGCGACUGUCUGGGGCCUCGUUCUCUGGAUGUUCGAGUACCAUACUGGGGUCCUGCAAGGAUCUCUACAGAAGAGCAUGACUUAUCUCUACCACGACUCCAACUUUUGGUCUGACAUCCGGACAUUCGUCUUCCGAAAUAAAUGA
Caenorhabditis auriculariae is the source of this 925-nucleotide messenger RNA. Lineage: Eukaryota; Metazoa; Nematoda; Chromadorea; Rhabditida; Rhabditidae. The record is from the annotation of a GenBank genome assembly.